Messenger RNA from Austrofundulus limnaeus, 621 nucleotides. Its product is annotated as gamma-glutamyl hydrolase. Lineage: Eukaryota; Metazoa; Chordata; Actinopteri; Cyprinodontiformes; Rivulidae. Gene Ontology annotation, molecular function: gamma-glutamyl-peptidase activity. Gene Ontology annotation, cellular component: vacuole. The record is from RefSeq and is a predicted model, not a curated record. Gene Ontology annotation, biological process: tetrahydrofolylpolyglutamate metabolic process.
GAUCCUGUACCCAGGUGGAGGUGUCAGCAUCAUCUCUUCUGGUUACCAGAGAGCUGCGAAAAUCUUCUAUGAGCUUGCCAUCGAGGCAAACAAGAGGGGGGAUUAUUUCCCUGUGUGGGGCACCUGCCUGGGGUUUGAGCAGCUCAUGUAUUUGUCGAGCAGAAAGACCAUAUUGGCGCACACGAAUACGAAUGGCGUUGCUUUGCCUUUAAACUUCACUAAAGAUGUCCAAACCAGCAGGAUUUUUAAAAACAUUCCAGCUGAACUCAUGGCAGCUCUGUCAUCAGAGCCUCUUACUGAAAACUCUCACCAGUGGAGUUUGGGGAUGUUGACUUACAACACAAAUGAAGAACUGAGGACAUUUUACAAGGUCCUCUCUACAAAUACAGAUGGGAACACAGAGUUUGUCUCAACAGUGGAAGCUUAUGAUUACCCGAUCUAUGGGACACAGUGGCAUCCAGAGAAAAAUGCCUUUGAAUGGUCCAAGUCCUAUAAUCCUCAUUCCCCAUCAGCAGUGAGGACAACCUUCUACAUGGCUGAGUUUUUURUCAGUGAAGCCAGGAAGAACUUUCACAGAUUUGAAUCUAAGGAGGACGAGAACAAAGCCCUGAUAUACAACUA